Messenger RNA from Myxocyprinus asiaticus (Chinese sucker), 4336 nucleotides. RefSeq lists its product as uncharacterized. The record is from RefSeq and is a predicted model, not a curated record. Gene Ontology annotation, cellular component: cytoplasm. Gene Ontology annotation, molecular function: protein tyrosine/threonine phosphatase activity; MAP kinase tyrosine/serine/threonine phosphatase activity. The transcript is spliced from 5 exons. The coding region runs from base 30 to 1268 and encodes 412 amino acids. Gene Ontology annotation, biological process: negative regulation of MAPK cascade; protein dephosphorylation. NCBI's taxonomy places the organism in Eukaryota, Metazoa, Chordata, Actinopteri, Cypriniformes, Catostomidae.
CUUCAUUCAGCUGAGUGCUGCAAAGAUGAAUGGCUGGGGGGUGGAAGAUGGAAACCUUGGAGAAAUGGAGCAAAGACUUCAUGGCACCCCAUCAGCUGGAUGAGAAACAGCAUUCCAAACAAAAUGGCAUGAUUGCAAAAAAUCUGCUGAACUCUCUCAAGAUUCACAAUCGUUUGCAGCUCCAACCUAUUUCUCGUUCAGCAUGUGCCACUGGCUCCUGUCCAGAUCUGAUGAGUAGGAACGAGCAGCCUGACUCCCGGCUGCUUGCCAUGGCCCUGACCCCCCAGCUGCCCCCCAGGACCCACCGGCCCCUGUGUCUCUCUGUGUCCUCUGACAGCAAUGGACGCUUCAAAGCUCUGGAGACACAGGAAUGGAAGAACAACCUCAAAGCUCAGAUGGAGCAGGCCCAUAGUGCCGGGGCAGCCAGCAGUACAGGCUCCCUGGAGAGAGCAUCUCUCUUUUGCGCCUCUGGCUCCACUACCACCUCCAGCUCUGGCCUGUCCAGUCCAGUGGAGCACCUCACCAAGAGCAAGUCCUCCAGUCGCUUCUCUCUCUUCUCCCCUCCAUGGAACAGCAGCUCAGAGUCCGAUUCCAACCCUCCGUCCCGCUCUGGAUCCAAGAAAAUGCGCAACUACAGUCGCAGAGCCAUUCCUGGCGGUGCCAAGACGGGGCCUGAGACACCAGAGCCCAAGCAGAGUGUCUCUGAGCACUUCCAGUACUCAGAUCCAGUUAUUUCCAAGGUUACGGACUAUAUUUAUGUGGGAAACCUGAAUGCAGCUUAUAGUGGACGUACGUUGUGCCGCAACAACAUUGACAGCAUCAUCGACAUGAGCAGUCUGCCUGGGGAAACAUGUUUGAGACUUAUUCCUUGCACUUGCUCAAGGGGGGUGAAGCAUACUUGGUCUCGUCUCAAAGUGGACAUGAGCGAUCUCCCGGAGACAGUUCAGGAAGGGCUAGCCCUCAAACAUCGCUGCUUCGAAGACAUCAACGAAUGCAUCGAUGCUUCAACGGAAAAGAGGAAGCGAGUCUUGGUCCAUUGUCGCGACGGGUUUUCCCUCGCCCCCACUUGCAUUAUUCAGUACCUCAUGGUCAAGCAAAAUAUGAGGCUUAUCGCUGCCUACGAGUUGCUCAGAGCCAAACACCCUGUCAAUAUUCGUGAGUCCCAUCAGAAUGUUCUGGUGAGUCUAGAAGGAGCCCUGAGACCAGGCGGGAACGUGGACCCAGAGGGUUUUAAACAGGCAAUCUCCCGCAAAGUGGCCUGGACCUGAUAGAGCCUACCUUGGGAAACCACAUUUUUUUGAAAUUUUGUAGUUUGUGCUUUUAUUUUGUACAUUAUUCCCUCUGUUAAUAGUGAAAGGCAGCUUUUAUUUGUGUUUUAACUGAGCUAGAUGUCAUGGUGUGAGUACUAACUGUGAACAUUUUCUGAAAUUGUUGAGUGGCCAAAUUAGAAAGCAAGACCAGAGAAUUUGAGUCAUUCAUUUUGCCUCUGGCUAAACUAAAAACAAACAUGCUUUGCGCAGCUGCUAAACAAUGGGAUGUGUCUGGGAAGAUAUCUACUGUUUUUUCUUUUUUUUUUCUUUGUGUGGGUACAUAGCCAUGCUGUGCAGGUUUAUGUUGAGGGAGAAUUUAGUGGUAGUGUUCAGGAGUCCAAACAAUGUCAUGUAUGACUGAUCAUCAUUAUGGCAAAUCAUCAUUAUUGAGAAUGAAACAUCACACUGUAAUAACUAAAAUUUCUGACACAUUCAUAACAGAUUAAAGAAAUAGUUAACCCAACAAUAUAAAUUCCUCAGAAUUUUCAUUUUUGGAUGAAGUAUUCCAUUAAGGUUUGGACAUGAUUAGUCAUGGCAUCUGCUAUUACAAAGCACAAACUUUGUUUGCUUCAUUAUUCAUAGGACAAUUUGAUGAUAUUUCUGUGUGUAACCAGGGUAAUAUAUUUUGAAAAGAUGCACAGUAAGAGUAGUCCUCUGUGAGGAGUAAUUUAAUUUUUCCAGUGUAAUAUUCAGAAUACUUGAUGAAAUAUUUCAUUAUAUAUGAAUAUUUCAGUGCUUGGAAAAAUUUGAAUUUUGUGAUUGUGUAAGCAUUGAAACUAGCCCACUUUUUACCUUUUACGGAGUGUUGGUAUUUGGACUAUGAAUUGAGCCUAGGGUAUGCUUUGUUUUUUGCCUGCUGUUCUGUCUUUCGUACAGUCAUGUGUUUUACUUUUCAAAGUAUACUCCAUUGAACGCACACGAUUGAUGCAUGCUCACUACAACGAUGUGCAGAAGACCUGCUGAUGACAAAAUGUAUGUUUUGUUCACAAUGCUUGAGGCAUAGCGGCCAAUGGAAAUCCAAAGCAUACUUUGGGCUUUAAACUGAAUUGUGGAGAAAUGCUCAAUUGCAAAGGCUUUAUAUUGCACUAACUACAAGGAAAUGCACAUGUAAAAAGUUUCAGUUUGUUGACACGUGGCUUAGUUUGAUUUAAUGUUGCGCAGGGAACGUAGAUCAAAUUAUUUUUGAUUACGAUAAUGUUUAUGCUCAUCUAUGAUGAUUGUUGUACAUGGUUUCUAUUGUAUUUUGAUUUAGCCAGUAAGAAAAACGUAACAACCUUGAUAGCAUACAUAUAUCUCCGAGACUAUCUAUUGGAUGCAUUUUUUUUCUUUUUCAUUUUGAUGUCAUUUUCAAGCAUUAGCUCACCUGCAAUAUGUCAUUAAGAUGUUCCCUGUUGUAUGUUAUACCCAUUCUACACUGGAAGGAAGCUGCACAUUAAAUGUGCAAAACUAGAUUGCUCCUGUUGCAAUCAAUGAAGCUUUCUACACUGGAUGCAAGUGACAUGUUGGAACUUGAAAAAACUUGCUCCUGUUAUAAUUUACGGUGCUACCUAUAUUGGAAACAAGCAGCUCAUCAUAAAGUGCAAAAGUAACUAGCUCCUGUUAUAAUCAACACGCUAUCUACACUGGAACUAAGCAGCAUGUUGUAACUUGAAAACUGGCUAGCUCCUGUUAUUACCGUCUGAGCUAUGGAAGCAAGUGGCAUGUCGUAAUGCAACAAAACGAGCUAGCUGCCAUUAUAAUCGACUGAGAUAUACCUGUACUGGAAGCAAAUGGCAUGUUGUAAUGCAACAACACUAGCUAUCUUCCGUUAUAAACAACUCAGUGAUGGAAGCAAGCGACAUGUUGUAAUGCGACAAAACUAGCUAUGCUAGCAAGCAGCAUGUGGAAUCUAGCUUGCUCCCGUUAUCAGUGGAGCUACCUAUAUUGUAAGCAAGCUGCACAUCAUAACACGACAAAGCUAGCAAGUUCCCGUUAUAAUCAACGAAGCUAUCUGCUCUGGAAACAAGAAACAAGUGGCACGGCAUAACGUGACAACUAGUUAAUUCCCGUUAUCAAUGGAGCUACCUAUAUUGUAAGUAAACAGCAAGCCGUAACUUGACAACUAGUUUGCUUAGUUAAUUAUAGCGGGCGCUAUCUAGACUGGAAGCAUGCGCCACAUUGUAACUCCAAAAAAGUAUCUAGUUCCCGUUACAAUCAAUGAAGCUAUCUUACGUAUGCAAUGCACUGCUUGACUCCAGUGAGAAUUGGGUGUUAGAGUGACAUUCAGCAGAUGUUUUUACAAUGUUUUUGAUUUAGAUUGUAUGUGAAUUGCGUUUAAAAUAAAACGCAAUGCUUUCCAGAUGAUGAUCUUUCAAAAAUGUCUCGUUGACAUAUGUGUGCUUACUGGGAAAUUACCCUCAAAUAUUUAACAUGGCUUAUGCUUGUCAGCAGUUAUUAUAUUUAAAAAUUUAGUGAGCAGUUUGGUAAAGAAAGAACCUCCUGAGUUUGGUGCCUUUUGUUUUAAAUUGUCCAGUGUGAUUAUUGUGACAUUCACACGCACACACUGUAUGCACACAUCAGGUAUAGACAAAAUGUCGUCUUAAUGCUUUGACAUGUUCAGGAAAUGCUCCAUGUUGGUGUAAUUUUGUGAUUGUUUGGCAGAGAUCAGUUUAAUCAGAUUAAGUUCUUGUAAAAGGUUUCAUUGCAGUGCUCACAGUGAACAGCGCCUGUAUUUCAAUCAGUGUGGUGGUGAAAGUUAAUCAGUGUGAUCAUUACCCAUCUUCUACAGGCCUGCUAUUAGCUUAAAACAUUAGCAAAGCUAUAUUUAGAUUCAGAUUAAAUUUACUGUUGGUUUAUUGUUAUGUAAAUAUAUUUUUGGAUGGUUGGUCUCUCCUUGUAAAGGUCUAACAACAUGAACUCUCAGGUUAACUUUAUUGGCCUAGAAAACAUUCUCAAUGAGUUACAAACCAGAAUAUUGUGAGAAAAUGUAUUUUCCGUUUCACGUUUUUGAAGUCAAAUGCCUUUGUAUAUGUUGAUAUUAAAGAGAA